ACCGCCAUAAAACCCGAAAGAAGAAGAAGAAGAAGCAGACCCCUAUCCGAUAUGCCAUUCUGCAAACGAAGAAGCCGAUUCCACCAGUGACGUUACUGAAGCCUUUAUGACGACAGCGUGAAAGAAUGGCGAACGCGGGAAAUGAAAUCCUGUUUAAAAAGGAAACUGUUGCCAAACUUUUGACACUCUCUUUUAAGGAGGACAAAACAAAAGUCAGUAGUGAUGCUGUCAUACUCGUGGCGGAGAUGCUGAAAGUAUUUGUUGAAGAGGCGACACGCAGAGCUGUUAAACAGGCCAGCAGUGAGGAUUGUGACACCAUUGAUAUUGAGCACUUUGAAAAGAUUCUGCCACAACUGCUUCUUGACUUUUAGUUUUCCUGAGGAGCCAGCAGAUGGCGACAUAACCUAGUUCUGCUGAACACAAACAUCCUGGAUUUCACUUACAUAUUUACAAAUGUAGCAAUCUUAUUUUGACUGUGUGCAUUUAUUAAAUGUAUGACUAAUUUAAUAAAUAAUAAAAAAAAAAACCUGUUGUAA
Messenger RNA from Megalobrama amblycephala (Wuchang bream), 536 nucleotides. It is a transcript of the gene cenpx, whose product is annotated as centromere protein X. The coding region runs from base 126 to 371 and encodes 81 amino acids. Gene Ontology annotation, biological process: kinetochore assembly; resolution of meiotic recombination intermediates; DNA repair. Gene Ontology annotation, cellular component: Fanconi anaemia nuclear complex; FANCM-MHF complex. The record is from RefSeq and is a predicted model, not a curated record. Lineage: Eukaryota; Metazoa; Chordata; Actinopteri; Cypriniformes; Xenocyprididae. Gene Ontology annotation, molecular function: protein heterodimerization activity. The transcript is spliced from 5 exons.